AUGUUCGCGCCCGGCCACAGCCAUGAUUCCUCCCGACAGACCAGUCCCGCCUCCAGAGACCAUAACCCCCGGAAGCGCGGGAGGACAGCAUGCACUCGUUGCAAGACUCGAAAGCAGAGAUGCGACAACGAGUAUCCGACUUGUUCCAACUGCCUGAAGGCUGGAGUCACGUGCGACAAGUCAAGUGUGCGCGAGGAUGGUGACCGUCAGAAUGACUACACGCGCGCUCUGGAAGAACGAGUCGCGUUCCUAGAGAAGAAGCUCGGACAAGCCGAGCCAUCCGCGAGCCACAACACAGGGGCCAACGUCGCACAGUCGAUCUGGUCUCCUCAAGGGGGCCAAACAACCCCACAGACUGCAGCAUCCGGCUUAGACAACAAUCCAGUCGGAGAGAUCGUGGGUCUAUUGGCUCUUAGCUCAUCUGAAGCUCCUGCCUAUGUCGGCUCGAGCUCGGGUCUAGCGCUGGCAGCAAAUCUCGGGGAUAUGGUACAGACCAGCGUGUGGAACCAGUUUAUAUCGAGAAUGCAACCACAACUAAACACAGCAAGCACGGGCUGCCAAAGUACUCCGGGAUCUGUGCCGGGUUCGUCUCAACAGUCUGGAGGUGGGUGCAGGAAUCGCUCUAACGUGGACCCUCCGACGGAUGAGAUGGGAUCCAAGAUGCUCGAGACUUAUUUCAGACGACUCCAUUCACGGUACCCGUUUUUGAAUCGGGGCCAGAUAUGGAAGAUGCAUGAGGACCGGUGGCGAUUGGCUAAGACGAAGCGUGAAGACCUUACCCGGUCUGAUCGAUUUGCUAUCUUCAAGUUGAAUAUUGUUUAUGCGAUCGGUGCCACGAUGCUCCAGCUGAGUGAGAAGUAUGCUUAUACUGCUCCAGAGCAAUUCUACACGACAGCCUUACAGUACGUUCCCACCAUGUGCGAAGCCCGCUCUAUUGAGAAUAUAGAAGCCAUGGUCCUUCUCGUCGUAUAUCAUCUGCGCACUGCAUCAAGUCAUGGAAUGUGGUACAUGAUCGGACUCGCGAUGCGUACAGCGAUUGAUCUCGGUCUUCACCGCAAGGCAAAUGAGAUCAACAUGGACCCGUUUACUGCUCAAAUGCGGCGUCGUCUGUUCUGGGUUGUCUACUACCUGGAACGAGUUGUUUCCAUGUCUCUUGGUCGUCCAUUCAGUAUAUCUGACCGACACAUUGACCUUGACUUACCGUUAGAUGUGGAUGAUGAUGUGCGCGACCCUGCACUCCUAACAGCCCCCCAUGACCCAACGAGGACGACAAAUUUGACAUUUGCGAUUUACCUCUUUAAACUACGCCGAAUCGACUCGCGGAUUCAGCAUAAGAUCUACCGUGCCGACCGACCCCUGUCCUCGUUGAGGCUGAAAAUGGAUCCCUUAUAUCUGGAACUGGAACAGUGGAAAGAAUCGGCCCUUCAAAGGUUCAGUGGCUCGGAUUUAGACUAUCCAAUGCUGCAUUAUAACAGAGCCGUGCGGCUCCUAAUCCAGCCAUUCCUCCCUCUUCUCCCUAUCACCGACCCCUACUAUCACAUUUGUCUCAAAGCCGCUGGCGAGAUUUGCCAGUCACAUAAACGUCUCCACCAAACUCUCGAAUAUGGACAUUCUUUCCUAGCCGUGCAAACCGUCUUCAUGGCCGGAAUCACCCUGCUCUACGCUCUUUGGACACACACAGAUCAAGUUUGGUCCGUUCGCAUAAGCAACGACAUCCGCGCGUGUUCGACUGUGCUUUUCGUCAUGGGCGAGAGAGCAGCGUGGGUGAAAAAGUAUCGAGACGCAUUCGAGCUACUCGUAAAUGCAGCCAUGGAGAAGCUGCAGGGAAAUAAGACGGCUCGCAAUGCAGGCAUGGCCGAGCUUAUGACUGCUCAACAUAGCACUGCAUCUUUGAAUACCGUUGUGCCCGGCAUGUCCAGCGGUGAAAAGUUCCCCUCGACGAAUCCGACGGGCCUGGCACCUGAGGCUGCCGCCGCGACAGCAGCUACAAAUCAGAUGUACCCAGCAGAUGAUAGUGAUCAUGCAGUUAGAAUGGCCUUGCAGCUUGCGCCUUGGAUUGAUCAAGAUCAAAAUGAUCCUUUGUGGAUGCCUGAUUUUGAAACCCUCGAAACCUUGUCAGGGACAUUCUGGAGCGGAGCCGACACGACUCUUUUCGAUGCGUUAUGA
Penicillium subrubescens is the source of this 2166-nucleotide messenger RNA. RefSeq names its product putative C6 transcription factor. Gene Ontology annotation, molecular function: DNA-binding transcription factor activity, RNA polymerase II-specific; sequence-specific DNA binding; zinc ion binding. The record is from RefSeq and is a predicted model, not a curated record. The transcript is spliced from 4 exons. The coding region runs from base 1 to 2166 and encodes 721 amino acids. Lineage: Eukaryota; Fungi; Ascomycota; Eurotiomycetes; Eurotiales; Aspergillaceae. Gene Ontology annotation, biological process: positive regulation of transcription by RNA polymerase II; DNA-templated transcription.